AUGGCAGAAUCCGGUGAGGAAGAGAUAAUUGGAAAACCUGUCCAAGAACUGCAGUUGAAUCCUCAAAAUCUGCCAAAAAGUUACAUGUACGAGGAAGGCGGUGCUGGAUUUUGUGAUGCUCUUGUUCCAUCGCAGGAUGAUGAACUUAUUCCCGUGCUUGACCUUCAUCUUCUCUCAUCUCCAUCUACAGCGCAAGAAGAGCUUGCUAAGCUCCGCCAUGCACUUCAAUCAUGGGGCUGCUUUCAGGCAAUAAACCAUGGAUUGGAAAGCUCGUUUCUGGACAAAGUGAGACAAGUUUCUAAGCAAUUCUUUCAACUUCCAAAGGAAGAGAAGCAAAAAUGUGCUAGGGAACCAAACGACGUUGAAGGAUAUGGCAAUGAUAUAAUAUAUUCAGCAAAUCAAAGGCUUGAUUGGACUGAUAGAGUAUACCUAAAGGUGCUGCCUGAAGACACGAGGAAGUUCAAAUUUUGGCCUCAAAACCCUGAUGAUUUCAGGAGUACGGUUCUACAGUAUACGGAAAGCAUAAAGAUGCUAAGUGAAGUAAUUCUUAAGGCCAUGGCAAAGUCACUAAACUUGGAAGAGGAUACCUUCCUGAACGAAUGUGGAGAGCGAUGUGAUGCGUUUCUGAGAUUCAACUACUACCCUCCAUGUCCAAUGCCUGAUCAUGUUCUUGGUUUGAAGACACAUACGGAUGGAUCCACCAUAACUUUUCUGUUGCAAGAUAAAGAAGUAGAAGGAUUCCAAGUCCUGAAAGAUGAUAAGUGGUUUAAGGUUCCAAUCAUCGCUGAUGCUCUUGUGAUUAACGUUGGUGAUCAAAUAGAGAUAAUGAGCAAUGGCAUUUUCCAGAGUCCACUGCACAGGGCAGUGAUAAAUGCAGAAAAGGCAAGGCUGACAGUGGCCAUGUUCUUCCUCCCAGAUUCAGGAAAAGAGAUUAAACCAGUGGAUAAGCUAGUGAACGAGUCAAGGCCAGUGUUAUACAGAACAGUGAAAAAUUAUGUUGGGAUAUAUUUCCAGCAUUAUCAGCAAGGGAAAAGGGCAAUUGAAGCUUCAAAGAUUUAA
Sphenostylis stenocarpa is the source of this 1059-nucleotide messenger RNA. The record is from the annotation of a GenBank genome assembly. Lineage: Eukaryota; Viridiplantae; Streptophyta; Magnoliopsida; Fabales; Fabaceae.